This is a messenger RNA of Brassica rapa (field mustard), 4223 nucleotides long. RefSeq names its product transcription repressor OFP18. Gene Ontology annotation, biological process: negative regulation of DNA-templated transcription. The record is from RefSeq and is a predicted model, not a curated record. Lineage: Eukaryota; Viridiplantae; Streptophyta; Magnoliopsida; Brassicales; Brassicaceae.
AGUUGGUCCUUGUUGACGUGGAAUCGGUUUCGAGAUCUCUUCUCAGUUCGGCAAACAUGGAGCUUCCGUCGCCAUCAUGGGACGCAGGAAACAAGUCCUCGACGCCGCCGUCUCUGAUCUCCGAUCCCUCGGGAUUCAGGUAAUCUUUCAGAGAGGAUUUUUGUUUUUGAUUUGGGAUUGAAUAGUAUUCGAUUGCUUGUUGAAUUGCUUGUUCUCUUUGGAAUGUAUCUCCAAGGCUAUUGGAUUGGAAGGUGACGUUCAAUUGGGCUUUGCGUGUCUAUUCAGUACAUAGGAUCAGUGGAGUAAACAAAGUUCAACUACGAUUAUAAGCACCUCUUCACCCUUUUCCUAUCUUCACUUUCUCUCUUCUCUCUCUCUCCAUCAAAAGAAAACAGAGUUUCACAAUCACAAUGUGCGACUCAGAUUAUCUCUCCCGCUGUUCCUCAUACGAGGCAGACGUUGAUUCAGACUCCGACGUCUCGAGCACCACCUGUUCCAACUGAGCGAUGAGAUGAUGCAAAGCCUUUUGCUCCUAUGGUGGUCACUGGGACUUUAGAUGAUGAUGGUUUGGGCCCUGUUUCUUGGUGGGAAGGUUCUACUUCUAAUGAGAAUCAUGAAGAUGAUGACCCAUCAGGUUCUUAAACGUACGCUUGAGGACUCAUCAGGUUCUUAAACAUAUUGCUAGGAGUCCGGUUGCUGAUAUGCGUUUUCAUGACUCUACGAGUCUUGUAACUAACGGGUACUGGGCACCAGAGUAUGUUAACAACGGGGAUGAGCUGACACUGAAAUAUGAUAUUUAUAGCUUUGGAGUUGUGAUGUUGGAGCUUAUCACUGGAUGCAAACCUAUUGAGGACUCAUCAUUGGGUCCACAACGUACGCUUGAGCACUCAUCAGGUUCUUAAACUAGUAUGUUUUUCUUAAUAUAGGAAGUUGAAAUUAGACUCCUUUCCCAUGAUUCUAGAAUUAGAUUCCUUAAUUUUGAUGUUAUCUGUGUAUGAAGAGAAAGACAAAAAAAAUAUUGAAUAUGGAAAAAUAUUUUUCUUAUAUAUAUGUGCAACUCUUUUGUCCUGCUCUCAUGGACUUGAGGAACACUACCCUCAGAACUAUGCGAGUGUCCUUAGCCAACCAAGUAUACCAAGAAGACCAGCAUCAAGUACCUUCGAUUUUCUCUCAAGCCCUACGAAUCAAAAGGUGAAAAAGUGUUAGCUUCUUACGCUCAUAGCAAUCAACAAGUCUUUAUUACACUUGUCUCACCAAUGUCAGCAGCUACACAAUGAGCACACAUCACUCAUGAGACAAGUUUCAGAAAAUUCAAGAGUUGUGUUUUAUUCAUAAGAACUCUAAAUUGAAGAACACCAUUGGAGAUAGAAUUUUGAUUAGGGUCCUUAACUAUUCAAAAAAAAAAAAAAUUAGUUAAAUAAUGCUAAGGACUCCAAUGGUGGUAACACCAUUGGAGAUGCUCUUAUAUCUUUUUACUAUGAUAUCUUAAGCACUAGUUCCUGUUUUAACACUAAACAUUUAUCAAAAGGUUCGCCGUUCAUUUAACCUUUAAUAAAACGACUACCUACCAAGUAUAGAAAAUAGCUCGAAUCAUUUUACCUACCUAAUACGGUCUGUAAGAGAUGAUUACUGUAUAUAUAAUAUAAUAGAAGCUUAGCAAAUAAUUGGUAUAUCGUUUAGAAUUUAGUUAUCAGCGGAUAAUUUGAUUUCUCUGGGGGGUCUGGAGAUAAUUGUAGUGAUCAUGUGUUCAAAUUAUUUGGUUUUGUUACCGAAUAAGUGCAUCUUUUUUAAUAUUGCAAAUUCUUAGUCUAUUUUAAGAAAUAAUUAUAAUAUUACGAUCAUGUUGGAUAUUGUCUGCAAGUACAGUUAUCAAGUUUCAACUAAUUAUUUUGGUGAUGUUGUAGAGGGAAGAGGAUUUCAAACGUAUUACUUCAUUUUUUUUUUCAAAAUGAAGUAAAAAUGAAUAUGAAGUAAAAAUAGUCUAAUCUAACUCAAUUUUUUAUUUUACAAUGAAGCGAUGAAUAAACAAAAAGUAGAUUAUUUUAUUUAUGGAGUAAAUUCUAUUAUAGAAUGAAAUAUGAAGUUGAGUUGAAACAUUGUUUACUCUAUUUUAGAAAAAAAAAUGAAGUGGGUUGGAGACGUGCGUAACACACACUACGUAGCUUUUGGCUUUUGCAGACACUAAUUCAUUGCCUAGUUACGUUGCAUAUACUAGUAAUAAUUAUUUCGAUUUUCUUCUUGUAACAUAGUUUUUUGCUCACUUUAGAAAUUAAGAGAUUGAUUGGUAGUGUUUGUGGGUCAUAGUAGUUAUUGGUGUUUGAUAACAAUUAUAAAAAAUUACAGUUUUGUGCUGCUUCAAACUUUUCAAAAUCAAAAUUGUUUUCUGAAUAUUUACAAUUACAUGUUUAUACAAAUUCUCGCAUUCACAACCACAUCUGCCUUUAAAUUAGUCAAAUCUUAAAAGUAUAUUCAUCCAUCUAUUUUGAUCUAACUUCAACCUGUUUAAAUAAGAAAGCUAGAGUGCUGAUCAACAAAUAUAGUUUCUGAAAAGACAAUCAAUUACAGAAAAAGACUCAAAGUGGUCAACGGAACUAGGGCGAAUUAGUUUUAUGUAUUUUUCUAUUAUUAAUAAUCAAAAUUAAAAAUUUUAUUAAAAGCGAUAUUAGAUAAAACAAAGAUAAAAGCUUAAAUGUACUAUAUGCAUGUACUUAUAUCGUGCAUGUGACUUGCAUUUUCAUCGACAAGUUAACCUAAUAUUUUUUUUUUUCAGAAAGUAAAUUCAUGUACUAUUAGUCUUUUUUUGUCAACAUGUACUAUUAGUCUAUUAACGGAAAUGUAGUUCAUGUAGCGAAUAAAUUAUAUUAAUGUAAUAUUCUUAUAUUUGAAUUUUUGAUAUUCAAAUAAGGACAUUUUUACACCAAAAAAUAAGGACAUUUUAGCUAAUACAAAAAAAAAUCUUAACCGGGGGAUAGGCACUCAGAUAAAAUGAAUGAUCCCCAACCAAACAAUAAAUAUGGAGCCAAUAAUUAAAUACCAUUAAAAAAGACAACAAAUCUUGAAACAAAGCAAAUAAAGCCUCUCUUCAGAAAAAGACCCACCCAUCCUUUCGUGCAGCCUCUCCUUUUUUUAAGCUUUCCAAAAGCCUUAAAUAUUCCUUCCCUGUCUCACACAUUAAGCCACAUUCUAAAUCCAACUCCAAAAAGAAAAGAGAAAACCUAUACUCUUCUGUAGUCUUAUUUUCUCAACAAUCAAACAAAAUACAAGAAAAUGGGGAAGAAAAUGAAGCUCCCAUUUCUGAACAAGAUCAUUUCAUAUUCAUCACCUUCUUCCUCUUCAUGGCCAUCACCGUCUUGUCAUCAACAAAACCCUAAGAAAAUAUUUUUCAGAGCUUUCUUCACCGUUAACAAACCUAAAAAUGUCAACAAACCCGAGCCACCUUCACGCAGCUUCUCCUCCUCCUCUACCACCACCAACAUCAUGGAAAAGCCACGGGAGAUAGAGUGUAUAGAGAAUGUGAUUAGGGGACUAAAAUCAUCAAAAAGACUUAUCUUCGAACGUAGAGGAAGAUCAAACUCCAUACUCGAAGAAGUUACUAAGGAAGAAGAUUCUAUAGAAGGCUUCAUGCUCUUGUCCUUAGAAUCAAACGACCCUUACUUGGAUUUUAAGAAAUCCAUGGAAAAGAUGGUUGAACUACACGCUCUUCAUCAUGAUUGGAGAAGGCUCGAGAAGCUUCUUUUCUUGUUAUUGAAAGUCAACGUUAAGACAAGCCACGAAUACAUCUGCGCCGCGUUUGUCGACUUGCUCUUAAACUUAGCAGUAGAAACUUCUAAAGACAUCGCCCAAGAACCUCGUCCUGUCCUCGUCGAGGAAUCUCCAUCGUCGCCAUUAUCAUUCUACACGUCGUACUCGUCCUCAGAUGAUACCUCGUCGACGUUUGUCCGGGCCUUACCGGAGAAUUUGAUAGAUGAGAAGAGAAGGGACGUUGUUUGUUGUUUAUCGUCGUUGUUUGAGAUGGAGGAGAAGAUUAUAGACAAUAUUUAUUAGAGUGGUUAUGUUUCUUCUUAAAUGUUGUUUACAUAAUUACAUACAUAAAUCAUAUGUCAUGUUUUAAAUUUAUAAUACUAGACACAACUCUAGUGAAGCAGUGGUAUAAAACGGAAAUUGAAGUCGAACCAGUUCAUUUUCGCGAGAUCAGUAUAACCAAUGUGAUUUCUUUUUGUUUG